GGCGUUUAGGUACUGGAUACUGUGUAGUGAUAUAUAGACGUUGGUGGAUGGUACAUGGCCAGGCGCGACGUGUGUCCACUAUGGAGUGGCUGGUCAGGCUUCCCAUGUGCUGUAGUUCCCAAACUCGUAGACGACUAGACGUUGUCACGCUUCGUAUUGGUCUUCAAGAUCGAUCAAGGAUUACUCCGUUCACGAAACCAUCUUACGAGCAGACUCGGAAUUCUUCCGUGCUGCUCUGUUUGGACGACAACAGAGGGUCUGGUGAAGGACGCUCCCGCACAAUAGAAGUAAGUGCCCGAAGCUGAUCUCGCAGUUGUCGCAGACUGGCCAUAGGUACUUCUUUCCGCACGAUCGCUUCGAAACCAUGGACCCCACCGGAUAUGCCCAUGGACGAUGGAGAGGAUUGUAGUACCAACUGCUGGUGCGAAUUGCAAUUAGAUUCCUCCUUCUGUGAUGAUGGCCUGACAGGAAGAAUGGUGCUGCGGACGGAUGAAGUGGACGAAGACAGAACGCGGAAGCUUCCCAGUCACUUGUGCUGCUACCAUGAUUCAUGA
This is a messenger RNA of Sphaerulina musiva SO2202, 554 nucleotides long. RefSeq lists its product as uncharacterized. The record is from RefSeq and is a predicted model, not a curated record. Lineage: Eukaryota; Fungi; Ascomycota; Dothideomycetes; Mycosphaerellales; Mycosphaerellaceae. The transcript has 2 exons. The coding region runs from base 48 to 305 and encodes 85 amino acids.